Messenger RNA from Protopolystoma xenopodis, 531 nucleotides. NCBI's taxonomy places the organism in Eukaryota, Metazoa, Platyhelminthes, Monogenea, Polystomatidea, Polystomatidae. The record is from the annotation of a GenBank genome assembly.
CCCAUCCCGCAUGGUUUUCCUGUUUCCUCGCGUUAUGGCCUCGGUUCUAGUGGUCACCGAGUAGGGGGAUCAUCACCUUCCUCAGGCAGUGGCAACUCAGUUUCCACUUCAGCCGCAGUCGUAAGUCAGUCAGCUGGAAUCAGUUGUGUCAGUGCCACUGCUAGUGGUGUUAGUGCAUCUGGACAUCUGGGACAUAUGCAUCACGGACAUGCUCACGGGCACCAGUCUUAUAUGCAUCAGCAACAACAUCAACAGCAGCAGCAACAACAAAUGCAGCAACAGCAUCAUCUACAUCAGCAACUGCGAUUUAACCAACACCAGCACCAUUAUUCCGCUGUUAGCCCUAUAAUGGCAGCUAUUGCUUCAUCUGGCCAUGGCAUGCAUGGGACACCAGGGGCAAUGAACCAGGCUUUUGUAAUUGGCCGUCCUACUGACUGGACUAUACACGAGGAGGCUGCUCUUUUCCAGGCGUAUGUGGGACCGGCGACGGGUCUUCUAUGUUAUAUAGGUGAACUGACAGGACCCAGGUAA